Molossus molossus (Pallas's mastiff bat) is the source of this 1236-nucleotide messenger RNA. RefSeq names its product pyroglutamylated RFamide peptide receptor (gene QRFPR). The transcript is spliced from 6 exons. Bases 1 to 1236 code for a protein of 411 amino acids. Gene Ontology annotation, molecular function: peptide binding; neuropeptide Y receptor activity. NCBI's taxonomy places the organism in Eukaryota, Metazoa, Chordata, Mammalia, Chiroptera, Molossidae. Gene Ontology annotation, cellular component: membrane. The record is from RefSeq and is a predicted model, not a curated record. Gene Ontology annotation, biological process: G protein-coupled receptor signaling pathway.
AUGCCGUCUCUCAACAUCACCCCAGAGCAGUUCUCCCGGCUGCUGCGGGACCACAACCUGACCCGCGAGCGCUUCGUCGCGCUGUACGGGCUGCGGCCGCUGGUGUGGGUCCCCGAGCUCCCGCCGCGCGCCAGGCUGGCCCUCGCGCUGGCCGGCGGGCUCGCCUUCGCGCUGGCGCUGUCGGGCAACGCGCUGGUGGUCUACGUGGUGGCGCGCAGCAAGGCCAUGCACUCGGCCGCCAACCUCUUCAUCUGCUCCCUGGCGCUCAGCGACCUGCUCAUCGCCUUCUUCUGCAUCCCGGUCACCACGCUCCAGAACGUCUCCGACACCUGGCUGGGGGGUGCCUUCGUCUGCAAGAUGGUGCCCUUCGCCCAGUGCACGGCCGUGGUGACCGAGACCCUCACCUUGACCUGCAUCGCCGUGGAGCGGCACCGCGGGCUCGUGCACCCCUUCAGGAUGAAGUGGCGGUGCACCAACCGCAGGGCGUUCACCAUGCUAGGUGUGGUCUGGCUGGUGGCUGUCAUCGUGGGGUCCCCCAUGUGGCACGUGCAGCGACUUGAGGUGAAGUAUGACUUCUUGUACGAGAAACAACACAUCUGCUGCCUGGAGGAGUGGACCAGCCCCGUGCACCAGAAAGUCUACACCACCUUCAUCCUCGUCAUCCUCUUCCUGCUGCCUCUGCUGGUGAUGCUCAGCCUGUACAGCAAAAUCGGCUAUGAACUCUGGAUCGCUAAGAGAGUGGGGGACAGCUCGGUGCUUCGGACCAUUCAUGGGAAAGAGAUGUCCAAGAUUGCCAGGAAGAAGAAGCGCGCCGUGGUCAUGAUGGUGACAGUGGUGGCUCUCUUCGCCGUGUGCUGGGCGCCCUUCCACGUCGUGCACAUGAUGAUGGAGUACAGCAAUUUUGAACAGGAGCACGACGAGGUCACAAUCAAGAUGAUUUUUGCCAUUGUGCAAAUCAUUGGCUUUUCCAACUCCAUCUGCAACCCCAUCGUUUACGCAUUUAUGAACGAAAACUUCAAAAAGAACUUUCUGUCUGCUGUUUGCUGUUGCGUCGUGAGAGAAACCCCGUCCCCCGCACGAAGGCGUGGCAAUUCGGGGUUGGCGAUGACCCAGAAGAAAGCCGGGCUCUGCCCGAGACAGAACCCGGGCGAGGAGACCAAGGGCGAGGCCUUCAGGGACGGCAACGUCGAAGUCAAGCUGUGUGACCAGCCAGAGGAGAAAAAGUACCUCAAGUGA